Molecule: messenger RNA, 4496 nt
Organism: Hyalella azteca
Lineage: Eukaryota; Metazoa; Arthropoda; Malacostraca; Amphipoda; Hyalellidae
Exons: 30
Coding region: 148-4377 (1409 amino acids)
Molecular function (GO): polyamine oxidase activity
Source: RefSeq, a predicted model, not a curated record
AGGUGAACUUUUUUAUAGUAUAUUUACCUUCAGAUUUUGCUUUCAACUGUCCAAGCCUAGCAAGUAGCAACGCUGCAAAAGAAUUAUUUUACCAAGUUUUAUAUUACUUAAUUAUUUUAGAAAUUUCUAGCAUUUUUAGUAGUAAAAAUGGCAGCUUCUCUGAAACAAAUGAAGGAAAUUAGGGUUAAAGUCUGUGUCAUUGGCUGUGGUAUCAGUGGUGCUGCUGCAGCUGGAGAGCUUGUAGCUGCGGGCAUGAAAGAUGUCAUUGUACUGGAGGCAGCAGGGCGUUAUGGUGGCAGAGUUCACACUAUAAAACAUGGAGACUCACACUUGGAGAUGGGAGCUAACUGGUUACAUGGAGAGAAAGGCAACUGCGUGUACGAGUGGGCCAAGAAAAACUGCCCGCAACGGCUCCUACAGGAAUCUGAGCCCGUCAUGCUCAGUAAAGACAAGUACAUGUGCGUGGACCCCCACGGUGCGGUGUUACCCACGGACUUGGCUGCCAGCAUCGAAGACGCCAUCGACGAGCUCGAGAAUGAAGAUCUGUCGGACUGUGAAGGAUCACUUGGGGAAUACUUUGAAGAACAGUUCAGCGCUGUGAACAAGUGGGGCUCCGUUGGGUGGCAGAUGCUCGACUGGUAUGGUCGCCUGCAGUGCAACAUAGAUGGGUCAGCCAGCUGGCAUCAAGUAUCAGCAGCUACCAGGAGCGAGUACUGGGAGCUUCCUGGUAACCCAGGAGGUAACUGGGCAAGUCAUGGUUACCAGACCAUCAUGGAGCAUCUAGUGGACCGUGUUGGCAGGGAGCGUAUCCUACUGAACAGUCCCGCGCUGAAGGUGGCGUGGGGGGAGGCUGCCCUCGUCGACCAGCUGGCAACACGUCUGUCGUCCCUCUCUGCUCAUACACCCGUUGGCCAACCUGAAACUUCCGAAGACGCCUCAGCGCUGAGCACUGCAGCGCAGAGCAGACCCCCACCGUGCAGGAUAGCCCUGGCAGACCAGGUGGUGGUCGCAGACCAUGUCAUCUACUCAGCAUCUCUGGGCGUGCUGAAGGCCACGGCGCAGCAUUUCUUCUCGCCUCAGCUGCCACCCAGGAAAAUGCUUGCUAUUGAGAGUCUCGGCUUCGACGCGGUGGCCAAAGUUUUCGUGCAGUUCGAGCAGCCGUGGUGGCCCGCAGACUGCGCGGGCUUCAACUUCCUCAACGACCUCUCCGUCCCCCCUCGGGACCCCGUGCAGGUACUGCCCCCUCGGGACCCCGUGCAGGUACUGCCCCCCUCGGGACCCUGUGCAGGUACUGCCCCCUCGGGACCCCGUGCAGGUACUGCCCCCUGGGGCGCCAGGUGCGUCCCCAAGCCCGUCUGGGGCACCAGGGGCGUCCCCAAGCCCGUCUGGGGCACCAGGAGCACGUGGAGCAGUAACCCCUCCAUCAGGGGCGCGUACAGCUUCAGGACGAUGCAGGCCGACGACUGCGACGUGUGGGCGGCCGACCUCGCCCAGCCCGUCGUCCUGCGGGGCGUCCCGGUGCUGCAGUUCUGUGGGGAGGCCACCCACCGCCACCUGUACAGCACCGUCCCCGGAGCGUGGGAGGCCGGCGUCAGGGAGGCUCGUCGUCUCCUCGCCUUCCUUCGUCAUGGUGUGCUCCCUCGUCACCGACACGUCGCCUCACUUCCCGACUCUGUUGAGGCGCAGCCUCGCUGGCUCAUGCCUCGUGACGAUGCUGACAGUCCGUUGACUGACGAAGCAGAAGCUGUUUCUGAGGUUGCUGACCCAGAGUCUGAUGGUCAUUCAUCAGCAGCUGAUAAGACGUCGUCAGCCGCUGGGUUACUCGGGCUCAAGUAUUUGCAAGCCACGGCUCUGUUCUCUCUCUCUGACGCUAGUCACAUGAGCGUAGACCAAGACGCCCUCACUCUGAUAUUUAGCUCUAUAUCAUUAAUAAUCACUUUUUUUUGUUUCAUCUGGUGUGCUGUUAGUUCCCACAGAUACGCUAUCAUUAUGCCUGAAGAUGAAGCUAGUGCUAGCUUUGAUGCUAGUGUAACUAGUGAUGUUAGUGUUACUGCUGGUGCCGGCCGUGGUGCUGAUGCUAGUGCUGCUCCCAGUGCUAGUGAGACUAGUGAUGCAGCUGGUGAAAAGUUCGCUGUGCGAGAUGACAUGCUGCUGCAUACUGACGUUGCUGUGGUGGGCUGCAGCAUGCAGUGCGUCAGUGCUGCACUGCAGCAGGAGGCUAGUGCUGCAGUGCUGCUGCUGUGCCCUGCAGCACACGCUGCACGGCUCUUACGUUCAGCAGAUCCCCGUCUCGUGGGUGAGGCCGUGCAGAGUUUCCAGGCUCUGAGUGCUCUGCACGCUCUCCGUCCCUCUCCCUUCUCCUCGCCUGAGGUCUUCUACAGGUGCGUAAGUGACGUCACUGAUGACGUCGACGUGCGUAACGCCCUCUGGGGGCUGUGCCUGGGGGUCGUCGCUGUCACCCAGGGGCGCCAGCUCCCCCUCAAGGGGAAAUUCAUUCCUCCCCACGCCUGGAAAUUCCCCUCAAGUCCCCAGGAGGCCAACAGCAGCGAUGAGCUCCGUUCUACCCUUGCCCUCCUCUACCUCUACUUCUCGGUCCUUGAUAAACUUACGGCAAAACUCGGCAACGGUUUGAUCGUCCGCGACGCGCCGGUGAGCGCCAUAAGCCUGCACCACCGCAACGUGCACCGUAACGCACCAGUGCACUGCAUCACCCUGCACCGCAAUGGCGUCACGCAGAAGCUCUACGCGCGCCAGCUGCUGCUGGACCAGCUGGCCCUGAUGUGCGUGCCAGCUGCUGCCGUGCUGGAUGCAAGCGUGACUGUGCUGGAUGGAAACAACACUCCAACUUCAUGUGUACUGCGACCCCUGCCCCCCCGGCCCACCAGUACCCGCAGUGUGGCGGUGGUCGGCGCUGGAGCGGCCGCCCUUGGCGCGACCAUCGCUCUUAACGCCGCCGGUGUCAACGAUAUCCUUAUCAUAGAAGGCAGCGGGCGCGUGGGAGGGCGCGUGCACUCCAUAUACCCGGACCUACGGCCCGACGCUCCCGUGGAGCUCGGGGCGCAGUGGAUACACGGACAGCGCGGCAACCUGCUACACGACCUCCUCGUGGCACACCCCCAGCAGCACGUGUCCCGCGUCUACAGCAAGGACGGGCUCGGCCAUUUUUUCACGAGCGAUGGUGAAGAGCUCGACCCUGAGAUAGUCAACAAGGUCUGGAACUAUUUCGACUCGCGGGAAGAAGUCCUACAAUCCUUGGGUGUGAACAAACGUCCCGGGGACCCCGAGGAUGUGUCGACGGUGUUUGGAUUCGAGCAGCACUUCCAGCAGGAGUUCCUUGGCGACGUGAAGGAUCCGCAGCAGAGGAGGCUGUACGAGGCCAUGUACCACUGGUGCAUCAAAUGGUACCUGGCUGACAACGCUUGCGACAACCUAAGCCAAGUGUCGUCACGGCACUGGGGCCGCUACGAGUUCUGCCCUGGCGAGUACAACAUCAACCCUCGCUAUGGCAUGACCGCGGCCCUGGGGGCGCUCUACACCCGCGCUACUGCCGAGGUCUGGCUCCAGACGCGCGUGCUCAGAUUGACCUACGCAUCGUCGGUGGUGCCGAGGCGAGGUCGAUUGGUCUCUGCUGACGACGCCCCUGCUGUCACUGUCACUUGCUCGGACGGCAGCGUCGUGGGAGCGGACACCGUCCUAGUGACGCCUUCCAUCGGCGUCCUGCAGAACAGCCCCAACCUCUUCCAGCCUCCCCUCCCCCAGCCCCUGCAUCAGGCCAUCCACAGCAUGGGGUUCGGCACACUCAACAAGAUAAUACUGGAGUACCGCGAGCCUUGGUGGCAGAUGUACAACGGCGAGAGCAUCCAGCUCGUGUGGCUACCGACCGGUUCUCGAAGACCGCGAUCCGACAGGUGGGAGGAGCACGUGACGGGGUUCGACAUGACGCACGGGGCAGCGCCGCGCCUGACGGGGUGGGUGAGCGGGGCGGGGGCCGUGGCCAUGGAGCGCUCCUCGGAGGCCGACGUCGCUGAGCGGUGCACCCGCAUCCUGAGGACAUUCCUACGACGUCCUGACAUACCGCCUCCCACCCGAGUCUACAGGUCGCAGUGGAGCAGUAACCCCCUGGUGCGCGGCUCCUACGCUCAUCCCUCCGUGGAGUUCGAGCGCCGGGGCUGCAGCACGGAGCAUCUCAACGCCCCUGUCACCGCUCAGCUCCCCGAUGGCGGCCAUGUGGCAGUGCUGGCGGUGGCAGGAGAAGCCAACAGUGAGCGUCACUUCUCUACCGUGCACGGGGCGCUAGAGAGCGGCUAUCAUCAGGCACGACACCUUCUGUAUGGCCGCGCCCUAGCUGACAUGUCAACGAAGUUCAGCAAACUGUAACCGCUUCCUCGUAAAAUAUACGGCACCACGACGCACUCCCCUGAUCCCCCAGCGACGCACUACACUUUCCAACCCCACGACGCAAUCCCCUUUUCAACCCCACGACGCACUCCCCUGGC